Molecule: messenger RNA, 1622 nt
Organism: Cryptomeria japonica (Japanese cedar)
Lineage: Eukaryota; Viridiplantae; Streptophyta; Pinopsida; Cupressales; Cupressaceae
Exons: 1
Coding region: 76-1143 (355 amino acids)
Source: RefSeq, a predicted model, not a curated record
AAUUCAUGGGGACAUGACACUGUAAUCACCUUCCCAGUCGCCAUUACAAGGUGCUCAACAAACCCAGUAAGAAGAAUGGCGAAUUCAAUGUCUAAUUCAAUGGCUAAAGCUCUGUGGGUACUGGUAUUUUGUGCAGGAGCUGUAUCAGGGCGAACUCAAUCAUUGUGGGGAGAGAAUGGAAAUUUAGGAGUUCUUGAGGAUGCUAAACAAUGGCGGUACUUGUCCAAGACUUUUCUGAAAUGUAAGGUAUGGCAGGUAGAAGAAACUCUAGAUACAAUAAACUGCCCCUAUCACUAUUACUGCAAUACUACAUAUCCAGGCAAUUACUUGGCUGUUGUGGACUGGUUUGCAGUGCUUUUGGCAGCAGCUUUAUGCCUGUGUUUGAGUGGGGUGAUGAUAUGGGAAGUGAGAGGGAGAUUAUUUGGGCAAGAUUUCAGUAGGGGGAAGGCCAGAUAUUGGGUUCCAUCUGGUCCUCUGCUACUUCCCCUGUCUCUGCUUGUAAUGGCAAAAGGGCAUAGAAUCAAUUCAGUUUUCCCUAUGGCCUACAUGGCCCCUGCAUGGCUUAAACUGCUUCAUAUCUCUGCUCUGGGAUUCACUGGCUAUGAAAUCAAUGGAGUUUCCAAGAAUCUGAAUGCUGUGGUUUUUGAGGUCUCCAUGGCUGUGGGUAUGUUACAUGGGAGUCUCUAUGUGGAUGCAGUCACUCUGCCUUAUUAUACAGGGGUGGAAGCUUCAAUGUCCAUGUCAUCUGGGAUUUGCAGGUCUUGUAUAUGCAGGAAAGAGCCCCUUGUGGCAGGAGGGACUUUCUUCUACAGGGCAUGGUCAUAUGGGAGUUUUGUGGUUUUCUCUGGACUGCUUUCGCGCCUCGCCUAUGGGCUAUGGUGGAAUGAUGGAAAUGCUGAACGUUUCAUCAGUUUGGCCCGUUGGGGACUUGAGUUAUUGGCUUGGGGAUUCACUGCUUGGGAUGUUUUUAAGAUGGGUCACAAUUCCCCUCCUCUGCAACAUGGCCUGCCAUACAAGUCGGUCAUGGCUCCUCUGCUUUUGAUGCUUCUCCUCUGUUUCUACAAACGAGUAUGGAAUUUGUACAGAGAAAUUGAAUCCAAGUAUAACCCAAAUACUAACUACAAAGCACAUUACAUUCCCUGAUUUCUUGAUGCGGGUCAUUUAAUAGUGACCUGUUCUGAUCGAUCAAAUGUACAUAAUAAGUUUUCUGUAUCAGUAUAUGUGAGUGUGAUCUAAUCACUGGUUGCUAUAGUUUGGGUGCCCGAAUUUCUGUGUUUAAAUCGGUUUGAAGACAGCUCCUAUCUGUACAAAAAUCUCAAAAGUACCAGAGAUGAAAAGAGAAAAUGUAAGGAAUGAAUGAAUUCGCUCUGCCAUAUCUCCAAAUGAGGGAAAACAGAGUAAUCAAACAUUCCCAAUCCGCGGUAUGUGACUGUCGGGAUUGAUUUUUCUAUAAUCUUGGAAUAAAUUUUAGCCGUCCGGCUCUGUGUACAGAUCGUCUUGUACACAAUUGUUAUUUUUAAGAAAUUUGCCGUCUAAUUUUCAAAAUGUUAAGGCCUGGCAUCUGACGAAAUUGUCGAAUUGAAGGGCAAAGUUUAAAUUGAUUGAGAUUCUGUUGAUGUUAA